AUGGCGGCCGCUGGCGACUACGACGCCGAGGCCGAGCUGGCCAGGUUCCACGAGUCCCGCGCCGGCGUCCGCGGCCUCGUGGAGUCCGGCGUCACCGCCGUGCCUCCACUCUUCUUCGCACCCACCGUGCCAGCCCCGCAGGCUCCGGCGACUCCGCCAGCCUUCACCGUCCCGGUCGUCGAACUCUCCCUCCCGCGCGCAGACACCGUCGCCCUCGUCGGCGCCGCGGCACGUUCGCGCGGCUUCUUCCACGUCACCAACCAUCGCGUCCCGGCCGGCAUCGUGGCGGCCGCCGCCAGAGCCUUCCACGAGGAGCCCCUCGCCGCGAGCUCGGCGUUCUACUCCCUCCACCCCGCCGGGUCCGUCGCCUACUCCACCGUCCCCAUCACGCAGCGACGGGGUGUCGAUGCCGCUCCGAUCCUGCCAUGGCGCGACUCGCUCCGUGUCCGCUUCGGCCCGGGGGAGCCCGAGCUCGGCAGCCUGCCCGCUCGGUGCCGGGACGCGCUGCAUGUGUACCAGCGGCUGCUGAAGGGCUUCGGGAAUGAGGUGGCCGGGCUGCUGUCGGAGGCGCUCGGCGUCGGGGCGGGGCGGCUGGAGCAGAAGCUGCAGGUGAGAGGGUGGAUCAUGGCGUGCCACUGCUACCCGCCGUGCCCGGAGCCGACGAGGGUGGUGGGCAGCCUCGAGCACACGGACCCCGGCUUGUUCACGGUGCUGGCACAAGAUGGCGUCGGCGGGCUGCAGGUGAGGUACCACCACGACGGUGCUGGGGGUGGAGGCGACGGCGACGGAGGCGUCUGGGUCGACGUGGUGCCGGCGAGCUGUGCGCUUCUGGUCAACAUCGGCGACUUGCUCAAGCUAUCGGCACUUCUUCCACUUGGGGCUGCUGUUGCUCCCCCUGAUGUGCGGCUAUCGGUUCUGUCGGAUCCUGAAGGACAGGUUCCUGGUUCUGACUCGUCGCCGCAGCUGGAGGACUAA
Molecule: messenger RNA, 975 nt
Organism: Panicum hallii
Lineage: Eukaryota; Viridiplantae; Streptophyta; Magnoliopsida; Poales; Poaceae
Product: DIBOA-glucoside dioxygenase BX6-like
Exons: 3
Coding region: 1-975 (324 amino acids)
Source: RefSeq, a predicted model, not a curated record